AUGAAAGAUUUUCCAUAUUCAAUACCAGAUUCACCCCAAUCGAAACAUUAUGUUCAAUUACUUGUAUCCUUCUCGCCCAGUGAUUGUAUGUACGAGACAUAUGAGAAGUAUGGUGGUAAUUUUUUUAAUUCAUUUCCUUUACAUUGGUAUCAUAAUAGUACUUCGUUUAAAAUCGAGAAUUACGUAAAAUUUGACUAUGAAAUGGUACAUUCAACUAACAAUACAAGAACGGAAGAUUAUUGGUAUUCCAAUGUGAAAUGUCGAGUCUGUGGCACUAAACUGUAUCCGUGUGAUGAAAUUUAUUUUAAGAGAAGUACUGACAUAUCUAUUAGAAGAAUUCAAUCUGAAGAUGGUAGUUGUGUACAGCAAAUAACAACAUACAAAGCUAUAUCGAUGGGCAAACCAGAUGAAAGUCUAUUCGAUACGAUUCCAAAAAGUUGGGCAUAUACUUGUAGAGAUGUUACAUUAGGAGUCCAAUACGAACCACAGGUGUUGACGAUUGAACUGCAUAGAAGCUCUACAGUACAAGUUUGGCUCAAUACUCCACCUCAUCGAAUUCAUGGGAAUGAUACAGUCAUCAUUGAAUGGCAAACAUCAAAUCUUUCUACUUGCAUCGAUUGUGCAACAUUGCAACCAGAACGAUUUAUUUUUAAUUCGACUAACUUUGAGAAAAGACAAGAACUUGUGAUCAAUCGUGUCAAAGCUGGAGAAGUGAUUUUUGUUCCGAUAUUCCACGGUGGAGGAUAUGAUAUGGUUCUGCCUUCAGGUUAUCCAAUCUAUAUUGAAUAA
This is a messenger RNA of Rotaria sp. Silwood2, 789 nucleotides long. NCBI's taxonomy places the organism in Eukaryota, Metazoa, Rotifera, Eurotatoria, Philodinida, Philodinidae. The record is from the annotation of a GenBank genome assembly.